CUGAAUGAGGCUAAUUCUAAACGACAACGAACAGGGAUUAACACUUCAAACCUAAAACUAGAUAACAUUAUAUCAAACACGUCCGCCCAUUCAAGCAUAGAACCACAUCAAAAUAUUAAUGAGCAAAAAGAAUAUGUCUAUGUGCAAACUUUCGCGCAAAACUAUACUAAUGCUAAUUCUUUCACACCGGAUUUCCUGCUGAACCAAGUUGAACCUGUCGAUGCGAUGCCUCUAGCAUUUGGUAUAGAUAAUAAUUUUCAGCAGAACGAUUUG
Molecule: messenger RNA, 273 nt
Organism: Racocetra fulgida
Lineage: Eukaryota; Fungi; Glomeromycota; Glomeromycetes; Diversisporales; Gigasporaceae
Source: the annotation of a GenBank genome assembly